AAGAGAAGAGAUUAGAGAUCCACACACACAGUACUCAUUAUUACCAUUCACUUUCACUGGCGGCCAACUCCAAAACCCUCCUUUUCUUUUGAAUUCUGAUAUUAUUCUUGACUUGGGUUUUCCUUUGAUGCCAUAUUUGACUCCUUCGUAUUCUAAUGGCUACUUCUACUCCCGAUAAUGAAGUUCCCAACGCUUCUCCCAUCCCCAAAGAAGUAGAGAAGCCUCCGAUUGAGCCCAUAAGGUUGCCCACUGUUGAGGAAAUUCGCGGCCAAGACAUUUGGAACAACUGUGCUGUUCGUAGUGUCUUUAGUGGAGUCAUGGGUGGCGCUCUUGGGUUGGCCAUGGGUUUGUUUAUAGGUUCUCUAGAUAAUCCUAUAACUCGAGAUGAGAUGAGUGGUAAGCAGCAAUUUGUUUAUCAGGCAAAGCAGAUGGGGCGCAGGAGCUGGAGUUCUGCAAAGGCAUUUGCUGUUAUGGGAUUUGUUUUCUCUGCGUCUAGAUAAGCAAACUUUACAAUAUAAACUUAGCAAGAGAAAAAUUGAGGUUUAUUGAAGUUUAGGAGGCUCCACCUCUUCUUCAUCGAGUUAUGGCCCGUUUUGGAAGUGUAAGAGCUCCAACACACAUACAUAUAUGUUUUUGUAUAAAUAUAUUUUUGAGUUCAAGGCUGUCUUUGGUUUUCCAGGAAAAUAUGUAUUUUCUUAGCAACCAAACAGAGUUAAUAUAGCUGUAAUGGACUAUGAUUAGGGCUUUAUAAUGCGUUCAUGCUCUGAAAACAGUUUGAUGAUGAAUUGUUUCUUGUUUUUCUUAAUAUUUUCCUUGAAAUGUUAAUGUAGAUAUUUGAUUAAGUACACUAAUUAUGUUUUAACUAACAAGACAUUAACAAUAGUUGGUAAUUCCGUAAUUUUAAUUUUAUACAUACAUAUGCUUUUCAUUUUUAUUGAUGAAGCUAUAUUUUGUAUAUUACUACACAAUAUUUUACACUUUUGAAUAAGCUGGUUGGAAAUUGGCUAUGUACUAUUAGUCAUGUCUAAAGGAUUAAUUAAUAUAUUUCACCCGUA
Cannabis sativa is the source of this 1055-nucleotide messenger RNA. RefSeq names its product mitochondrial import inner membrane translocase subunit TIM22-1-like. The transcript has 3 exons. The record is from RefSeq and is a predicted model, not a curated record. The coding region runs from base 156 to 500 and encodes 114 amino acids. Gene Ontology annotation, molecular function: transmembrane protein transporter activity. Lineage: Eukaryota; Viridiplantae; Streptophyta; Magnoliopsida; Rosales; Cannabaceae. Gene Ontology annotation, cellular component: TIM22 mitochondrial import inner membrane insertion complex. Gene Ontology annotation, biological process: protein insertion into mitochondrial inner membrane.